GGGCCGGCGUGCGGCGAGCGGGCGCAUGGCGCUGUUGUACCGUGCGACGCGGCUUAAGGACCGCGCCGACACCCAUGUGUUCACGUUCGUGGUGACCCGGUCAGCGACGCGGGAACCAGAUCGCGAUGUCACCUCCAAGGACUUCUGCUGCGCUCACCAGCGGUGGGCGGUCGCUUUCAGUCGGACCGAUGCUUCACUCGGUGUCUACUUAGUAUGGCGAGGCGCAUGCGAUGGCAUGCGAGUAUACGUCGACUUUACCUUCACAUUGCUCAGUCGAGAUCACUUUACUGCCAAUGAAGGCUUUUCCGGAAAACAGGUCCGAUUCAGUGCCGGGUGUGCUGCUCAAGGCCGCGGCCGCUGUGUUUCCCUCGCUGAGCUCAAUGCCAAGUUUGCAGACGCUCGCGGGGAGUUCCAACUCGAACUUAGCAUGUCGCGAGUGCGGACGCUGUAUUCAUUCGAGUUACGAGCACCGCGACUUGAUACGCCACCAAUAGCGUUCGCCGGCUUCGAUUGGUCUGUAUCAGCCACUGGCGGAAACAAGGAGCCUCUUUCAUUACGGUUAAUGAGAUUAUCAGGUGAAGGGCAACGCUGUAGAGUUCGGUACGCGCUUGCUCUCGGCGAAGGCGAGCGACGGCUACACUCCGGUCCGCUCGAAUGCGUAUGCGACUCAGAAGGACGUACGCCACCCUGGAAUCCACGACCACCUUCGCGUCUUUUACAUAAAGGUGUACGCUUAACUGUGGAGUUAGUUUGGGCGAGAGCGUUAACCGAGCUAGCCAUACCAGCUGCCGGGCGUGCCGCAACGUGUUACGACCGUGAUAAGCAAGCAUGGUCAGUACGUUGUGAUAUGCACUCGGAGACGGUACGCAUGCACAUGCUGUACCGUGAUGUACAUCAUGUGCCACGGAACCAUCUGCGGUACGUAAGCUGGUCGGCGUGGCUGGUACGCUCAGCUCCUGCGCCAGGAGAACCGGACGCUGAAGAGUUGCCUGGCGCCCCUUUCGAACACUAUUAUGCGCAGGAAAGCGCUGACGAAGGUCUCAUGAUGGAAACCGCUCUUCGUGUAGAAGAUAUGUCUCGGCCGGGAUGCCCGUUUCUGCAUCCAGGCGGUGAGCUUCGUGUACGCCUCGAAUGGGGCGACACUUACUUGCUCUUUCAAGCUACUUAUCAUGUCUAUGACGAUCUUUGUCGAUUACAAGGACAUCAAAUGAGACGCGAGAUCGCUGCCUUACAAGCGGAGAACUAUUCCCUGGAAAGGCAGUUGUUUAGCUACCAGAAGAGCCUGGCGUACGCACAAGCGCAGGCGGGUGAGCCCGCGACAGCGGAGAGCGGCGGGCGGCGCUCACCCGCUGAACGCUCCCUCUCUACAGACACAGAGUAUGCAUGAGUCGGGCUCUGAUUGUGUUCAAGAAGCCUCGCGGCCGCCUCAGACAUCGCCCGUUCUCCACUCUUCUAUCUUUUCGACUGAUUCUGACGUUUUUGAGCGAUUUAUCUAUUUUUCUAGACAUUUUAUGGCGAGGUGCGCCCUCGUCCGCACCGCUUUCCGCCGGUCGCCUGCACCCUCGCCGCUCGAGUCUAUCGAUAGCCGAUUAUUAUAUUCGACUACUUUUCUAUUUAUCUGUACAUAAAAUAAAUUUAGAUAUUAUAUAU
Messenger RNA from Achroia grisella, 1650 nucleotides. RefSeq lists its product as uncharacterized. The coding region runs from base 26 to 1387 and encodes 453 amino acids. Lineage: Eukaryota; Metazoa; Arthropoda; Insecta; Lepidoptera; Pyralidae. The transcript is spliced from 3 exons. The record is from RefSeq and is a predicted model, not a curated record.